UUAGCUCUCUUGCGGUGCGCCUGACCGCAUAGUAUAUUUAUCCAACAUCGCAAAAUCCCAAACCCUAGAACCCCGAAAAAUUCAUUCUUUCUUCUUCGGAUUUCAAUUGAAGCGAAAAAAAGUAUGUCGGACAAAGAAAUGGACAGCGAAACCGAUGCUCCCGAGGAGUUUUCCGUUCAACAGGGGAUGCAACAAGACGAAGAGAUAACAAAAGUUCAAAGAGAACAUAAGGCCAGGGUAGUUCGCGAGAGUAAAGAACGCCGAAGACAGUGGGCCCAAAAGUUGACCCCAAAAUCGGUGCCCAAAGAAGAAAGCACGAAAGACGAACCGGAACCGGAAACAGAGGCACGAGAAGAAGGGCCGUCUAAGGGUAAUAACAACAAUGGAAUGCUACCAGAUGAUAUUGUAAAACUCCUUGCUGCUCGUGAGAAAAAAGUUUUCGCAUCGGAUUCUGAGGAUGAGAAAGACGAUGAUAAGACCGCCUCGAAAAAGAGGAGACUAAAGAAAUCUGGAUCGGGGCCUGUUAUUUUGAAGGAAAUACCAGCUCCACAAUGCGUACAAAAUUCACUGGAUUUUCUCGAGAAACGAAAAAUGCAGAUUCCGAGAUCUUCAGCAGUUUUGAAGAAUUCAAAGCAAGCACUGCGCCUUCUUUCGGCGUCUGGCUUGCUAAAGUAAGAACUCGUCAAAUUUUGCAAUUUUAACUUACUUCAGUCGAAGCGUGCACUUUAAUGAAAGCUUUACCGGAUCUUGAAUGAGAUAGAUACAAGCCUGUUGUAUGGAUUUUUAUUUGAACUUGUGAACUAAGAACUAAGAACUAUAUUCAAAUUGUCACAUUCUGAUCCCAAAACAAAAUUAAAAAAUCAAAUUGUCACAUUUUUUUUUUCCUUUUUUA
This is a messenger RNA of Erythranthe guttata (spotted monkey flower), 892 nucleotides long. RefSeq names its product UDP-N-acetylmuramoyl-L-alanyl-D-glutamate-2, 6-diaminopimelate ligase. NCBI's taxonomy places the organism in Eukaryota, Viridiplantae, Streptophyta, Magnoliopsida, Lamiales, Phrymaceae. The record is from RefSeq and is a predicted model, not a curated record.